Molecule: messenger RNA, 1788 nt
Organism: Metarhizium acridum CQMa 102
Lineage: Eukaryota; Fungi; Ascomycota; Sordariomycetes; Hypocreales; Clavicipitaceae
Source: RefSeq, a predicted model, not a curated record
AUGGAAGAGAUUACUUCGAGUCCGCUGUCAAAUGUGACGGCGUCGUCGCCGCUGUCAAGUCUCUCCAAAACCCCGUCUCUGCCCAGCUCGCCCGACGCGCAACCAGACGCCGGGGUCCGAUAUCCCUCGCCAACGUCUACAUCGACCUCGGGAACGCAAUCACCCAUCAAGUUGGGCGAACCCGUCGACGACAGCCCGCGCCCUGCCAAGAAGAGACGCAUUACGCCCCCCCGCGAGCGUAUCACCACCUACCUCAACUUGAUGAAGUCACACGACGAGUUCAGCCAUGAGGACAACUUCCACAUGGAGAGACUGCUCAGUGCGCUGCGCAAAAAGAAGAAGAUUGUCGUUGUGGCCGGAGCUGGCAUUUCCGUCUCAGCUGGCAUUCCCGACUUCCGGUCGUCGACUGGACUCUUUGCGACCCAGCGCAGCCAGCACAAGCUCAAGGCCUCGGGCAAGCAUCUGUUUGAUGCCUCUGUUUACAAACACGAGUCGUCCACCUCGUCAUUUCACACCAUGGUUCGAGAAAUGAGCGAGAUGAGCAAGAAUGCCCAGCCUACGCCCUUCCACCACCUGCUGGCUUCCCUUGCUCAAGAAGGACGUUUGCUACGCCUCUAUUCACAAAACAUCGACUGCAUCGACACGUCAAUGAAGCCUUUGCAGACCCAGAUUCCGCUCGAGCCAAAAGCCCCCUGGCCGACUACCAUCCAGCUGCACGGAAGUCUGGACAAGAUGGUGUGCACCAAGUGCGGUGAUAUUCAACCGUUUCAGGGCGACAUUUUUGACGGGCCCGAGGCACCGCUGUGCGAAUCCUGCAAAAACCUCGAUGAAGUGCGCACGGCUCAUGCGGGCAAGCGGAGCCAUGGAAUUGGACGCUUAAGACCGCGAUUUGUGCUGUACAAUGAGUUCAACCCCGACGAGGACGCCAUUGGCAAUGUUAUGCGAGCCGACCUGAGGGCCCGGCCGGACGCGGUCCUGGUGGUGGGCACGACACUAAAGGUACCGGGGACACGACGACUUGUGAAGCAAUUAUGCCAGGUUGCGCGAGGCCGCAAAGAUGGUCUCACCGCCUGGCUCAACAUCGACCCGGAGCCAAAGAUUCCCGAUUUCAAGGACUGCUGGGAUCUCGUCGUCAAGUCAACGUGCGACAAUAUUGCCAGAACAGGAACGGGAAAGGCUCUCAUCGCCACCAGCCAAAUUCGAAGUCCAACUCGACGGCAAAACAACACCCGCCGAGGACCUCCAGGCGAUCCCGACUCCGCGUGCAAGCCCGCCGCCGCCGCCGCCGCCGCCGCCGCGAUCCCGACUCCGCGUGCAAGCCCGCCGCCGCCGCCGCCGCCGCCGCAGUCCUCGGGCAGAAAACCUUUGCCAGAGGCAAAACAGAGCAAGCUCCCCUUUGGCACUCCGAAGUCUACCACACUCAUCAAAGCAGGCAAGAGUGCCAAACCUCGCGGCAAAAAACCAAAGCAACCUAACAAGGCCCCACAACCACCUCCCACAAAUCCCCUCUUGCAGACGUUCAAAGCAUCCAAAAAUGUAUCAGAUACUGCCUCGGCCAAGAAGCUGGGAGGCCGUUCGCCGCUGCCAGAUCGCAAGCCUUUCAAAGAAGAGCCGAACUUGGUGGUAUCGCUGCCGUCUCCUGGUCAUGAUGGCAAGACCCCAGAGAGGAUUACUAACAACCAUACUGCAUCUCCCACGAGUCCGACGAUGCCGGAACACCAACUUGGCGAGACUAUUUCGCCAAAAUCCAUCCCCAAUAACAUGCGCAACCUAAUUGAUGUCUCUUAA